AGGAAAGGGGCCUCACUGAGGGUGAAAGCCCCGGAGGGGCCGAGGGCGCGGCGGCGCCGAUAAGGGCAUCCCGCCCGCGGGGAGGCAGCGCCAGCCGCCCUCCGCCCGGGGCCGCGGGCUGUGCCCUGUCCUGGGGCUCUGCCCUGCCCUCGGCUCCCCUCCCGCCCUCCGCCCCCAGGGGCGAUGCGGAGCCACCGGGGCCGUGCAGCACCGAGGGGCGCGGCGGAGGCGGCGGGGACAUGAGCUCGGGGGGCGGCGGGGUCCCGGGGCCGCUGCUGCCGCUGCUGCUGCUGCUGCUGGCGCUGCCGCCGUGCGCGGCGCGGGUAAUUGUGAACAGAUCCAUUCCGGACGUCUGUGCAACUUGCCACAUUCAUGCAACAUGCCAGCAAAGUGGAGGAAAAAGUGUUUGUAUCUGCAAUUAUGGAUUUGUAGGCAAUGGGAGAACCCACUGUCAAGAUAAAGAUGAAUGCCAGAUUGGAGCCAGCAAGAUCUGCGGAAAUCAUACCCUGUGUCAUAAUACACAUGGAAGUUUUUACUGUGUUUGCCUUGAUGGAUACCGAGCCUCCAACAACAACAAGACAUUUAUUCCCAAUGAUGGCACGAACUGUACAGAUGUUGAUGAAUGUGAGGAGUCUGGGCUGUGUGGUCACAAUGCAAGAUGUGUGAAUACUGAAGGAAGCUACAUGUGUUACUGCAAUGAUGGUUACAAAUUAGAAACUGGAGAGCGUUCUUUUCGUCAAGAUGGAAACGUAGUUUCCUGCAAAGAAAUCGGAUGUGGUUCCCCUCCUGAAAUGAAGCAUGGCUACAUUGUGGGGAACUACAGCUUACUACCAGGAAGUGCAGUUCAUUAUGAGUGUCAAGAAGGGUUUUACAGCAAUGAAGGAAAGUUCUCAUACUGCACUGCAAAUGCAACUUGGGAACCUGCCACUUUAAGCUGUAAAGGUGUGGACUGUGGGGUUCCACCUUCUGUUUUGAAUGCCCGUCCAACAUCUGUGAGUGGGACCACAUACAGAAGUGAAGUUACUUACGGUUGUGUUCGUGGGUACCUGAUGGCCGGCGGCAGUGGCACUGCAGUCUGCAAUGCCAAAGGACAGUGGGAUGGCCCUGAUUUGGUGUGCAAAGAAACAGACUGUGGCAAACCUUUGCUGAUUCCACACACGACAAUGACCUGGGACAACUCUACCACUCUGGGGAGCAGAGUGUACUAUCACUGUAAAGAAGGAUAUUAUUUCAAUGGAGACAGGAAUUUUUCAGAAUGCACAAUAGAUCAGUCAUGGGAGAAUAUUGCAUACGUAUGCAAAGACAUUGGACCGGCUCCGGACCUGACCUGGGACGUCCAGGACCCCCGGCGUCUACGACAACCUGACGAAUCUAUAAUUAGUUGGUUAGUCCGCCUCUGGGAUGCUGCAGGGGAGGUUACGAUUUUGGAUGGCACUGAAGCGAGGCAUUUGGGAUCCCUGUCACAUGAUCCUGUCAUCGAUCAAGGUAUGAUGAGCAGGGCUAGCCCUCACAGCCUCUGGGAAUGGGUCCUGGAUAGUGUAGCACAAAGAUACUUAUGUGUAGAUGAUCUCUAUAUACAGCAGACACCGUGGAAGACCAUAGAACAGGGAAUCCAACGCCUGAGAGAGAUGGCGGUGGCAGAGCUCAUUUUCUCAGAUGAUAUAACAACUAGGAAUCCGGACCAGGUACCAUGCACACCGGUAAUGUGGAGGAAACUCGUGCGACUUGGGCCACCUGAAUACGCCUCAGCCCUAGCAAUAUUGAAGCGGGAUGACAUAUAUGAGACUGUGCUCGAUAUGGCGAAGAAGCUUCGAGCGUAUGCAGAUGCUGUGCAUGGCCCAACUCAUGCCAGAAUUGCAGCAGUGGAAACCCGACUGCAGAAACUAGAGGACAAAAUAGAGGAGAACCAUAAGAAACUCCGGGAAGAGAUUAAGGAGGACCUUAUUCAAAUCUCUGCUGUACAAAUUAGAGGCCCUG
Molecule: messenger RNA, 1977 nt
Organism: Onychostruthus taczanowskii (white-rumped snowfinch)
Lineage: Eukaryota; Metazoa; Chordata; Aves; Passeriformes; Passeridae
Product: sushi domain-containing protein 1-like
Exons: 9
Molecular function (GO): calcium ion binding
Source: RefSeq, a predicted model, not a curated record